CAAUUUUGAAACAGAAUUCUAUGCAAAAUGUGCUUAACGAUUUGGAAAGGGAUUUGGUUUGAAAAUUAAACACUCACACAGUGUGUAACGCGGCGUAUACGUUAUAUUAAUCAUUAAUUUUCCGAGUCGAAAACAUCAACGAAUGUAAAUUGACGGGAAACAUAAGCCGAUUGUUUGAGAAACUUCCGGCAAUUUCGUGGCAUAAAAUGUUUGCCACCAAUAUCCGUUCGGUUGCCGUAGAAAUCGCAGGAAUCGUCGUGGUGCCGUGAGCUCGUUUUGGCCCCUUCGCGGAUCCUGAUCCCGCGUCCCUCAAUUAUUUCCGGUGCAGCCGGUUGCGCCAUUUUACAUUUGCAAUUCGAAUCGAAUCGGCGUGCAAGGACUUUUCCUUUUUUUUUCCAGCCCCCUUUUGCGUUGCAUAUGCGCUGGCUAAUUAGCAUGCCGCAUUUGCAGCAAUCAGAGUAGAGCCGCGCACAAUAGGAAUAAUAACGCGGAAUGGAAGAGGAUGUGUAUGCCUCGCUAGGUGCCUACAACGACAGCGGUGGCGAGGAUUGGAGCAGCUCGGAGCACCUGGUCCUGUGGGAGGCGGAGGAGGAGCGCGGAGUGGGGGGCAAUGCCAGCAGUCGGCAUAAUCAACUGCUGCUGGCCAGGUGGAAUAUCAGCAACAAUGGCACCCUCCACGCCGAGGAUGUCCCCUUCGAUGCCAACAACUACUGGGCCCUCUUGGCCCUCGUCCUCGUCCUGGGAACGGCGGCCGGGAACAUCCUUGUCUGCCUGGCCAUCGCCUGGGAGCGUCGGCUGCAGAAUGUGACCAACUACUUCCUCAUGUCGCUGGCCAUCACCGAUCUGAUGGUCGCCGUUCUGGUCAUGCCGCUGGGCAUCCUUACGCUGGUGAAAGGAUACUUCCCACUGGGCUCCGAGCAUUGCCUCACCUGGAUCUGCCUGGAUGUCCUUUUCUGCACGGCCAGCAUCAUGCACCUGUGCACCAUCUCCGUGGACCGUUAUUUAUCGCUGCGCUACCCGAUGAGAUUUGGCCGGAAUAAAACACGCCGGCGAGUCACCCUCAAAAUUGUUUUCGUGUGGCUCCUGAGCAUCGCCAUGAGUUUGCCGCUGAGCUUGAUGUAUUCAAAGAAUCACGCCUCGGUGCUGGUGAAUGGAACCUGCCAGAUACCGGAUCCGGUGUACAAGCUGGUCGGCUCCAUUGUGUGCUUCUACAUUCCGCUGGGCGUGAUGCUGCUGACAUAUUGCCUGACCGUCCGCCUUUUGGCCCGGCAGCGCCAGAACUUGGGCGGUGGCCAGCAGACGGCAGCGGCCACCCCCGGAUGGGCGAGUGGGUGGCUCGGGCAGGCACCGGCCUUGGAACGGCGAUGCACCUGGCGCCGCCUACUGAAACCGGGUCCGGGGAACGCCUCCUCGGUGCUGCACGCCCACUCGGCCAAUUCCACGGAUACGGAUCUUAGCACUUUGGACAACCACGAGCUUUGGCUGCCCGAUUCAAGCAUAAAGGAGCCCACACCCACGACAAUGACGGCUCUCCAUCAGUUUGGAGCCGAGAUGCUGAAGCUGUCCCGCGGCCUGGAGUCGGUGGCCUCGUCAUCCACCACCGGUUCGCCCACCAAAUCCGAAUUUUCCAUAUCGAAUCACCUGCAGCUGCAGUACCCCAGCAGUCCCCAGCGAUAUGCCUCCCACCACCACCAGCAGCAGUCCCACCAGCAGCAGCACAACCACCAGCAGCACGCGGGCAGCGUCUACCACCAGCAGACCUCGCCCAAAGGUCGCCAGGGAGCCGCCGUCCUGGGUCUGUCCACCACCACGCUGGGCAUCGAGCGGGAGAGCACCCGCAAUUCCUUGGCCAGCAGCCGCAUGGGCGGCGAACAGAGCGACGGGACUCUCUCGCAACUCUCCCAACGAUUGCGGGCCUAUAAGAAGCGUAGGAGGGCUUCGUCGGCGGUUCCAGGACGAGAUCGACGUUCCGGUCACGAGGAUGCCGACGAGGAUCUGGACGACACUCCCACGUCGACACUGCGCCGGCACAAGCGUCACAAUAGCCUGCCCAAGAAUGCGCUAUAUCCGCGACACACCACCGUACAAGAGAGCCUCGAUGACGACGACGAUGACGUUGACGGGGAGGAGGAGGAUCUCAAGGAGCAGCAGACCAAGUUCUGUCACUCGGACACCGAACUGGAUCCACCGCAGAAGGCGGGCAAACAGUGCCACAUUGGUGGCCCAAACCACCAGUCGGACUACCUGCAGCUGCCCUCCGUUUGCACCUGUCCCUAUUUCGGCGAUCGGCCGCUCCAGAAUUGCGUGAAAACGGCCGAGGUGAAGAUCAUCUCCUCGGCCUUCCGGGUGACCACCACCACGACGACGGCGGUGAGCAGUUCGCCCAGCGAAAUGGAGCUGCUCAUGUGCACAGGUGGUGGCACCAAAAAGUCCCUGACCUCCAGUGUGAGUGCCGGAAUGACAGGAGGACCAGCAGGACCUCCACCUGCCACCGUUGGCUCCACACUCAGUCCGCACUCGGCCCACAAUCAGGGCAGUUCCCUGACGGUUCAAAGCGAUGGCAGUGGCUACCUGGCUGCCCCGGGAACUCCCUGUCCCGGCAGACGAAAGCUGAGCAUCUCGAAGACCGCCUCGGUGGUCACCUGGGAUUCGAGUCGCCAUCGCCGGCGGGGCAGCAGCUUUGGCGGCGUGCGAACAUCCUUGCUGCUGACGCCCACCAAAACGGCCACCGCCUCCACCGCUUCGUCCACCCCGCUGAGAAGAUCGGCCACUCUGAGGAGCCACCAGAACAUGAACUACCAGGGACAGGGAGAUUGUGGAGCGGGCAAGACCAGGACGACCACUUCGUCGCCCUGCAUGUUGCAGCGACAGCAGACAGUGCGGUCGCAUCACUCGCGCAAUUCCAGUGUGAUCUCCCGGAACUCCUCGCGCCACGGCAGGAUCAUCCGGCUGGAGCAGAAGGCCACCAAGGUGCUGGGAGUGGUAUUCUUCACCUUUGUGAUCCUAUGGUCACCCUUCUUCGUCCUCAAUCUCCUGCCCACGGUGUGUGCGGAAUGCGAGGAGCGCAUUAGUCAUUGGGUCUUCGACGUGGUCACCUGGCUGGGCUACGCCAGCUCCAUGGUCAAUCCCAUUUUCUACACCAUCUUCAACAAGGUGUUCCGGCAGGCGUUCAAGAAGGUCCUGCUCUGCCGGUAUUCCAGCACGAGUGCCUGGCGACCCAGCAGAUAGCAGACGCCCGUGAAGCCGGGCAAACUCAAGGCGAAUCCCCACAAGUGCGCCAGUGUGGACUUUCAGGAUUCCACAGCCCCGGUGCGGGGAGUCCUCAAAAGAAGUGUGGCGGUGGCAAGUGACAUAUAGGUCUGUCGGUCAUUUCGCCUGCGGUCCACCGCUCAACGUGUCGUAUACGUAAUCUCGGAGGAAUGAGGAGGAAUGCAUCCCAUUCCGGCGCUCGCACGUGUUUCCUUGGGGCUUAAACGCUUAUGUGCCUCUAAUUAAUUUCAAAUUCAAUUUGCAUGCCAUUGAAAACACAUGGAUCCCCGCAGGAUUGCCAAGGGUCUGGCUUGGAAAUGGGAUGAGAUGGGAUGCGAUGGGAUUAAGCUGGCCGCAGACAACAGCAUAACGAGCAUAGUGCUCUACUCUUGUGGUUCCUCGGCGAAUUACGAUUUCCCUGGGCUUUCAGCAGACGGUGAGAGGAUGCAAUUAAUUGCGGAAUGUUUGUUUUGGAAUAACAUAAUCCCGGAAACCGCAUUAACUGUUUUGUGGUCGAGUUGAAGUGCAAGUGCACAGAAAACUCCAACAAUCUACCGGAAAUUCCAUUGUGUCCUUCAGACUAAAGGUGCAGAAAACAUCGAUGUUUCUGGUUUAACAUUUAAUUUUCUAACCAGAAAUUAAACGAUUUAAUACCAGCUCUUUAAAUGCUCCGCAAACAUAGGAAAAAACCAAAUGUCGCUGUGCCAAACUUCAAUCGAUAAACGAAAUUUUGUUUCGGCAUUUGGCAAUUAUGCAUUAAAUUUAUGGCAAUUUCGCUACCCGCAAAUGCACAAAGAAUUCCAUCGGUAUCCAUUAAAGUAACCGACACGUACACAAAUCCACGGCAAUUUGUGACUUUUGUUGUUUGUUCGUGUGGCCUCCGCUCUUCGGCCGGCAGAUUGCUAUUUUUAUUUGAAAAGUUCAUUCAUUUUGUUUUAUUUCUGUGGCCAAAUGAAAAAUUUCAGCUGGUCACGUAAGAAUUUGACGGUCAGGAUGUGGACGAGGAUAUCCAGUAGGUGAAAGCCGGCGGCCAAGUUGAACAAAAAAAGCAGAAGGCAUCGGAGCAGCUGGCUGAGAAGGCUGAAGGACAUCAAACAACAAGGGGCUAACUGUAAUAACGAAAGCCGGAUGAAAGUUUCCAAUGUGCUGCCAAGUUUAAAAGCCCCAGAUGAGCGGUUCGCUUUGGAUGGGAAUGGCAGAUGAUGGAGAUGGGGGGCAAAUGAUAGGUAAUGACGCCAUUAGUGGCAGCCACUCAAAGGCCCGAUGUCUCGAUGACACCUCACAAAACAGCCGGCAAAAUUUGUACCAUUUUUGCUGACAAAUUUUUAGCGCCUCCCCCGCUCCCCGAAAAACUUCGCUCAGCAGGCGACGUCGUCGUCGUCGUCGCUGGAAAAUGCUGAAAACAGACAUAAGGAAACCCCCGUGGCACUUGGAAAUUUAUAGCAAUUUUAUCGCCGGCGGAAAUAUUUUUUCCACUUCAUUGAAUCCCCGGCAGGAUCGGCUCGGUGGCAAAGUGUCGCACUCGGGGAACUUCAUUGAACUUUAAUGGCAGGCCGUUGGGCAAACAACAAAGGCCGUCAGAGACAGUCGUUUGGCCAGGUCCUAACCCCACUUCCGUUUCCUCAAGCGGGGAGAGGUCCUUCCGCUGAUUCGGCAACAUAUGCUCGUUUGCAGGCGGGCAAAUAAAAAACUAACAGCAGGAAAUCCAUUACAGAAGGCCGAAUACCUUGGAAAAGUUUCUCAAACUCUGAUUUUUCAGCAAAGAGUGCAAAUACUGGAUUAUCAGCAAGU
Drosophila takahashii is the source of this 5040-nucleotide messenger RNA. It is a transcript of the gene 5-HT2B, whose product is annotated as 5-hydroxytryptamine receptor 2B. The record is from RefSeq and is a predicted model, not a curated record. Gene Ontology annotation, biological process: G protein-coupled receptor signaling pathway, coupled to cyclic nucleotide second messenger; chemical synaptic transmission. NCBI's taxonomy places the organism in Eukaryota, Metazoa, Arthropoda, Insecta, Diptera, Drosophilidae. Gene Ontology annotation, cellular component: plasma membrane; dendrite. Gene Ontology annotation, molecular function: neurotransmitter receptor activity; G protein-coupled serotonin receptor activity.